AUGUCAUAUCAACAAGGACCACCUCAAGGUUAUAACCAAGGCCCACCACAAGGAUACCAACAAGGGUACCAACAAGGGUACCAACAAGGUCCACCACAAGGAUAUUAUCAACAACAAGGUCAACCAAUGUAUGUUCAACAAGAAAAGAAAGAAGGACCAGGAUGUUGUUGCGGGAUCUGUGCUGGUAUUUUAGCAUGUUGUUGUAUUGAAGCAUGUUGUUAG
Yamadazyma jaroonii is the source of this 222-nucleotide messenger RNA. The record is from the annotation of a GenBank genome assembly. NCBI's taxonomy places the organism in Eukaryota, Fungi, Ascomycota, Pichiomycetes, Serinales, Debaryomycetaceae.